UUGAGUUGCUGUAAAUCAGUGCGUUUAGAGUCGACUGUGCUUUCGAGCGCUGAUACAAAACCUACGCCGGUUUACACGUUUUUCGAGGCCUCCGAAGACUUCAUUGAGUUCCUUUCAGGGCGUAUUGGAAUGCACGAAAUACUGUUGCAUGAGGACACUUCAAACGUUGAGAUAAAGUUGGAGCCAGGUGGAUUCGGAAUAACCCAUCUUCCAAAUGUUCCUGUAAAACCUAUAGAGAUGUCACUUAGAAAACUUUACCAUGACGUGGAAUUCAGCAAGUCUUUGCGACUUUCAUCCCUGAAUGCGCGCUGCACGGCAUCACAAGUGCUCUACCUCACUGCACUGCAGUACGCUCUACUACACGAAACUAAAUUGGCAAUAUUGCGAAGUGCUGGGCUUUGCGAUAUACUCAUGGACAAUGGAGGUCGUAUUUGUUUAUUCGGCAGUGUAGAAAGUGUAAUAGAAGGUCACAUGGCUAUCAAGAGGAUAUUCGUUGAGCAAGGUCUGGGUGAACCGAGGACAAGGCCUCCGUCAGCGCUUGGAGUCGAUUGCGAUUCGAAUAACAACCAGGUCCCAUGUACUCUUGACGACGCAAUGGUGGAGAAGAAGGCAGUAGAUGUCGAUUGGAAUCCCGAUACAUCUCGUCCACCUCCGCCCCUUCCGACAGGGAUAGAUCUUCUACCAUCCGAACAUACCAUUUCCCAUACGUCAACGAGUGGCCGGGGGAAUUCCAUCUACCAGUCAUGUUCCUACAACUCUGUAGCGAAUGGUUCAAGUCGGCUGUCGCCUGAAUCGGAAUCGUCCACACUUUCGACAGCUUUAGCAAUUGAAGACCAGCGUAAAGCUAUUGUCGAAGAGCCUCACCGUAAAAGUAUAAAGUUCUUUGUCAACUUAGCUGAUGCUCCUCGUCUCAUCGGAACCCGUGGAACCAACAAGCGACGUAUUGAACAGGUCACCGGUUGUACAAUUGUGGUGAGUUUUGCUAUUUAA
Haemonchus placei is the source of this 990-nucleotide messenger RNA. NCBI's taxonomy places the organism in Eukaryota, Metazoa, Nematoda, Chromadorea, Rhabditida, Trichostrongylidae. The record is from the annotation of a GenBank genome assembly.